AUGACCACUCCAGACAUUGCCGCCAUCAGGGCCAACUUCCCCUCCCUCACCCAAGACCAAGUCUACUUCGACAGCGCCGGCGGCAGCCAAAUCCUCGGCUCCGUCGUCUCCUCCCUCGUAACCCACUACACCGUAACCAACGUGCAGCUCGGCCCGACCUACACGGCCGCUCAGGCAGCCCUGCGAAAUUACAAAGCCGGCUGGGCCGCCGCCGCGGACUACCUCAACUGCAAACCCGAGCAGAUCGUUUUCGGGGCCUCCACGACGCAACUCCUGCGGAAUCUUGUCAAUGCCUUGCAGUUUGAUAAGGAUGAUGAGAUUGUCGUGUCGAUUAUUGAUCAUGAGUCGAAUAUUGCGCCGUGGUUGGAUCUUGCUGAACGGCAGGGUUUGGUCGUGAAGUGGUGGAAGCCCGAGACUUUAACCGGUGAUGUGAGCGGCUUGCUCCCACUCAUUACGGAAAAGACGAAGUUGGUGGCCGUAACGCACGCGAGCAACGUGCUGGGCAACGUGAAUCCCAUCAAGGAAAUCGCAAAAGUAGCGCACGAAAAGGGGGCCUUGCUAUCCGUUGAUGGCGUCGCCUACGCGCCGUACCGCCCCAUCGACGUGGCGGACCUCGACGUAGACUUCUACGUCUUCUCGUGGUACAAAGUCUUCGGCCCGCACAUCUCCACUCUAUAUGCUAGUCCGCGCGCUUUCCCACGCAUCCGCUCCCUCGGCCACUUCUUCCAUGACACGAACACCCUCGAGGGGAAACUCGGACUUGCCGGCGCCGCGUACGAAUUCGUCCAGGCUAUACCCGUCGUGACGGCGUACCUCGCCCCGGAGGAGACGCGCCGGGCUAUUGAUGCGAACCACACCGCUAUUCUGCGGCCACUCCUUGAAUAUCUCGCGAGCGACCCGGAUAAGUUUUCGGUGUAUGGUGGGACUGAACUACAUGCGGGGAGGCUGCCUGUGGUGAGCUUUUCCGUGAAGGGUUGGAGCUCGAGAAAGGUUUGUGAGGGGGUUGAGGAGGUGUCGAAUUUUGGGAUUCGAUGGGGCCAUUUUUAUGCGCCGAGGCUGGUGGGCGAGGUUUUGGGAAGGUUGGAGGAUGGGUUGGAUGGGGUUAUUCGGGUGAGCUUUGCCCAUUAUAACUCAGUCGAUGAAGUUGAGCGCUUCAUCAAGGUGCUUGACUCGGUGUUAUCCAAGUCCCCGGAGGCAUGA
This is a messenger RNA of Scedosporium apiospermum, 1200 nucleotides long. RefSeq names its product Cysteine desulfurase. The transcript has 2 exons. Lineage: Eukaryota; Fungi; Ascomycota; Sordariomycetes; Microascales; Microascaceae. The coding region runs from base 1 to 1200 and encodes 399 amino acids. The record is from RefSeq and is a predicted model, not a curated record.